GGUUGGAUGGGUUUGGUCUGUGGACCUCAAGAUCAGAAGUGGUCUCAGCUUAUUGCUCCUUUCCAUUCGGGCAAUAACUAAUACUAAGCCCAAUACACUACCAACUAAUCCUUCUUUAUUUAUGAAUUUCGAAUCACAUUGCCUAAUGCCUCAACCCUUUCUUUAUUAGAAGAAGAAGAAGAAGAAGAAGAAGAAGAAGAAAUGGGAAUGGCAAGUAGGAGUAUAGGAUUGAAGGAAAUAGGAGAAGCAUUAAAGAAAGCAAAAUCAGGAUGGUACUCCCUUCACAUGGCAGCCGCGUCUCAUGCCAUCGCUCAAAGAAUCCCAUUAGUUGAUUUCAUUCUUGAAGUCAGAGAUGCCCGGAUUCCUUUGUCAUCCCACUGUCAGCUUUUGAGCAACUUCCCGCCUUCCUCUCUUCGCCGUAUUAUAGUAAUGAACAAGACCGACCUUGCUAAUCGCUCCCAACUCAAGGAGUGGACUAAGUAUUUUGAACAACAAAACUGCAUUUCUUAUGGAGUCAAUUCCCAUAACAAGGAAAACGUCAAAAAGUUCCUCAAUUUCUUACAAGCCCAAGUUAGAGAAUUGAAAAGAAUAGAUCAUUCCGGUCAUACCACUACAAUGAUGAUAAUUGGGAUACCUAAUGUUGGUAAGUCGGCUCUUGCCAACUCUUUGCAUCAGCUUGGGAGGAUUAGUGCUGCAGAGAAAGGAAAGUUGAAACAUACAAUUGUGAGUCCUCAUCCCGGAGAAACAAAAAACAUUAGCAGUUUGAAGAUUGGUAGCCAUCCCAAUAUUUAUGUAUUGGAUACCCCAGGAAUUUUACCUCCCCAGAUUCAUGACUCUGAAGUCUGCACCAAGCUAGCUUUAACAGGAGCAAUUGAAAACUUGGUUGGGGAAAAAGAACUUGCUCGAUAUUUUCUUGCUAUUCUCAACAUAAGUGAUGGAUAUAAGAAAUGGGAAAGGUUAUCCACACAUGGAAAUGACAAAUCAUUUACAGGGCAGGAAGUAGAAGGCUCAAGUGACUCAAAGUUAAACAUGAAACGAAAAAGGCAAUAUCCCUCCGAUCACACUCAGGAUUUCAUGGUGAAUAGGGUACGUCGGACUCUGCUUGAAUCUAUAUCUUGUUUAGAUGGAAAUGUACAAAAUGAGAAGGAUUUGGAGGAGCUAAUUGAAGUGCAAUUCACAGCGUUGAGAGAAGCUUUCCUGGUUUCUUUGGAACCAGGCAACGAUUCUCAAACCAAGAUUUCAGCUAAGUUGCUCAAUCUUUAUCGUACUGGGAGGCUUGGACACUACACUUUAGAUCCUCUCCCUUUGUAAAGUAAAUUGCCCAAGCCUGUAUACAGCAACAAGAAACUGUAAAAUCAGUUUGGUUGGCUACUCUUUGUUGUGUUCAGAUCCAUUGUUUAUGUUCAUUCAAUCCUCUCUCAUUUGUAUUUUUUAAAGAUGGGGGAUCUUGUAUCUUGGAAAACUCAUGGACAUGUGGCAGAAGGUUUGAAUGAACGUAAAAAUUUUGGGUCGUCA
Molecule: messenger RNA, 1515 nt
Organism: Populus nigra (black poplar)
Lineage: Eukaryota; Viridiplantae; Streptophyta; Magnoliopsida; Malpighiales; Salicaceae
Product: DAR GTPase 2, mitochondrial
Exons: 7
Coding region: 202-1311 (369 amino acids)
Cellular component (GO): mitochondrion
Molecular function (GO): GTP binding; GTPase activity
Source: RefSeq, a predicted model, not a curated record